AUGAGCGACCUUCUCACUCCCAUUCCGGCCAGUAACUCCUACUACGACCUCGGCACCCUCACUCGUCCCAUCACCACCACCUCCCCAGACGCUCAAGAGUGGUUCGACCGCGGACUACGCUGGGCAUACGGCUUCAACCAUGCAGCAGCUGCAUGGUGCUUCGAACAAGCUCUCUUACACGACAAGUAUUGCCCGGCGGCAUACUGGGGUCUAGCAUAUUCUCUCGGACCGAAUUAUAACAAACCGUGGGAAGUUUUCGACGAAGCUGAUAUCAAGAGGACGGUGGAGAAAUGCCAUUCAGCAAUGGAAGAAGGACUGAAACUUAGUAAUGGUACAGAAAUCGAGAAGGCAUUACUAGAAGCUAUCAGUACGAGGUUCCCCGUUGAUAGGGAUAGUAGAACACAUGAUGAGUGGAAUGUCAAUUACGCCAAUACCAUGGUCGAAUUAUAUCAUCGCUUUCCGAACGACAUCGACGUUGCCGCCUUGACCGCUGAUGCACUUAUGAGCCUCACUCCGUGGAGCCUAUGGGACAUCUCGACUGGUACACCAGCGAGUAAUUCUCGUACCCUCGAAGUUGAAGCUAUUCUCAACAAAGCCUUGACGAGUCCUGUGGGUUAUAGUCAUAUCGGUAUCUUACACCUUUAUAUUCACUAUGUCGAAAUGUCACCCACCCCUGAACUAGGCUUAGUACCCGGAGAUAGACUUCGUAAACUCUCGCCUGAAGGUGGACAUCUCACCCAUAUGCCAUCACAUAUCGACAUUCUCGUAGGCGACUACCGAAGGGCCAUCGCGUCAAAUUGGGAUGCAGUAGUAGCGGAUGAAAAGUAUAGGAAGGAAUCUGGUGAUUUAGGAUUAUACACAGUCUAUCGUGUACAUGAUUAUCAUACGAUCAUCUAUGCUUCAAUGCACUGCGGUCAAUAUUCCCAAGCUAUAAAAGCUGUAGAUGGAAUGGAAGAUUCCUUAUCAUAUGAUGUCCUCAAAGUCGAAUCGCCACCCAUGGCAGAUUGGUUGGAAUACUUCUUAACCGUCAGACCCCACAUCCUAGUCAGGUUUGGUAAAUGGCAAGAAAUCUUGAAAUUGAAAUUUCCUGAAGAUAAAGUCGUUUAUUGUACACUUAUCGCAACGAUCCAUUAUGCAAGAACUGUCGCUUUUGCCGCUAUUGGAAAAGUUGCUGAAGCCGAGGAAGAACAAAUCCUAUACAAGCAAGCAGUUCAAAGAGUGCCCAAAUCCCGUAUGAUCUACCCGAAUACAUGUCACGAUGUCUUGGCCGUUGGACAUCCGAUGUUAGAUGGUGAGAUCGAAUAUCGAAAGGGGAAUUACGAGAAAGCUUUCGAAUAUCUUCGUGAAGCUGUAAGAAGAUAUGAUAACAUUGUUUAUGCGGAACCCUGGGGAUGGAUGCAACCCGUUCGACACGCCCUAGCUGCUCUGCUUUUAGAACAAGACAGAGUGGAAGAAGCUACGGUAGUUUAUGAGGAAGAUUUGGGUAUCAGCGGGACGUUACCCAGAGCAUGUCAACAUCCCAAUAACGUUUGGGCACUGUACGGAUAUCAUCAAUGUUUGAAAAGGUUAGGAAGGAAUCAGGAAGCUGUAAUUUGGGAAAAACAACUGGCAAUCGCUUUGGCUGUGGCUGAUGUACCGAUUAAGACUUCUUGCUUUUGCGCAGGCGCUUCUGAGAGAGAAAUUGACGGUAACAACCUCUCAGCGAAAUUGUGUUGUGAUGGAAAAUGA
Messenger RNA from Kwoniella mangroviensis CBS 8507, 1728 nucleotides. RefSeq lists its product as uncharacterized. Lineage: Eukaryota; Fungi; Basidiomycota; Tremellomycetes; Tremellales; Cryptococcaceae. Bases 1 to 1728 code for a protein of 575 amino acids. The transcript has 2 exons. Gene Ontology annotation, molecular function: protein binding. The record is from RefSeq and is a predicted model, not a curated record.